Lethenteron reissneri (Far Eastern brook lamprey) is the source of this 3246-nucleotide messenger RNA. RefSeq names its product THUMP domain containing 2 (gene THUMPD2). NCBI's taxonomy places the organism in Eukaryota, Metazoa, Chordata, Hyperoartia, Petromyzontiformes, Petromyzontidae. Gene Ontology annotation, molecular function: tRNA (guanine) methyltransferase activity; RNA binding. Gene Ontology annotation, biological process: tRNA methylation. The record is from RefSeq and is a predicted model, not a curated record.
CAAUAAAACGCGGACCCGCGCGUGUUGGCGCGGUCGGCGUGAGAGUUGGAGGGCCCCAUUCUGUACCUCGUCCCUUGAACCCUUCAGCGGAGUCUGCGAGCGCUCUUGCGAAUCGCUGGAAGCCUCUGCGAGGGUUUGAGAGACUCUGAGAGAGGCUGCGAGGCACCACGCUCAGCGAACCGGGCACUCUCGCCCGUCCAGGGACCUGGCGCCCAUGUCCGGUGUGGAGAAAACCAUGACCAGCGAGGCCUCCCCGUGUCGGCUCGGCUCCUUCAUGUGCACGGUGGGGCGCGGCCUGGAGGCCCUGGCUGCCGCGGAGAUCGAUGCAGCGACUUGGGGCCACGCAGGUAGAAACUUCAGACUGGUAAAGUGUUUUUCAUGGCGAAGGGAGAUGAAAAAUUAUUGGAGCUGAAGUCUGUGGAGCGUCUCUUUGUGCUCGUAAAGAAAAUCCCAUCGGUCACUUUGCCACGGAACAAAGGCGCUGGGUUGAGGAUGAUCUCCAAGCGAGUGACGUCGGACCUCGCGUCGUGGGGCGACGCUGUGACGCUGUGGAAGGGCCUGCAGGCUGUGCAACGAGGCCCUCACGGUGAGCGCGUAUCCCACAGAAAGAGGCGUGCUCAAGGUGAAACGGCUUCUUGCUGCAAGAAGGAAAGGACAUCACCAAUGCUCGAUCCGCAAGUUGUACCGACAAGGAUGGAGCCUGUGCCCGAUCGUGUGGCUAAGGAGAUCGAUUUGGAGAACGCUGAGCGAGAGACAGACAGGUGUGACGCACGGAGGCCUGCGGAAAUAGGAGGUGAAUCUGCGUUUGAGGCGCAGCCUGGGACCUCUGAGAUGAUGCACCAUCGCAUCUGCGCGCCAACCGAUGUUGAAAGCUUCCGAGUGUCUUUCCGAUGUAGUGGGAACAACAGUCAACAUUACAACUCUCAGGACCUGGGUAAGGCAGUAGGGAAGGCACUGGCAAACGCCUAUGGGUGGAACACGGACCUACGCCAUCCACAGCUCGAAGUGUUCGUGCAUUUGAAUGAUUUGUAUUGCGUUGUGGCGUUUCCUGUUACACGGAUUCCGUUGUCAAAAAGAGGGUACUGCAUUCGCUCCGGUUUGCGUUCCACCGUGGCGUAUGCUAUGGCCAGCCUCGCGGGAAUCCAGCCACAUACAGUUGUCAUGGACCCCAUGUGUGGCAUGGGGACACUGCUAUUGGAGGCUGCUAUAGCAUGGAAGACCGUGCGCUGCCUUGGAACAGAUGUGGACGCACAGCAACUCGCGCAAGCCAAAGAGAACAUUCACUUUGCAGAACUGGAUCAUAGGGUUGGGUUGCUUCAAGCCUCUGUCACAGCCCUGCCGAUCCCCUGCAAUGCUAUUGAUGUCAUCAUCUGUGACAUUCCUUUUGGACAGAAGUAUAGCAGUGAUGAAGAGAUGAAGACUCUAAUGCCAAAAAUAUUACAAGAAAUGAUGAGGGUGCUACGAGUUGGUGGCAACAUCGUUCUUCUCGUCAGCUGCCAAAUGUCCUCUCGCGUACGCAGUCUGUCUCAAGAGCUGCACAAACUUUGCGACAAAAAUACUGAGUCCUCGGUUGAUUCAGCUGCUGCUCCCAAGACAAUGGUUUUUCAGGAUACAAGUGAUCCACAAGCAACAUCAAAUGAAGACGGACAGCGGUGUGUUCAAGCAAGAGCUGAAUCGUGCGUUGAGAGCGAAGAGGUGAUGUGCGACUCAAGGCUGACGUGUGAAGGCGUAUACCCUGUGAGUCUGGGAGAAACCGACGCCUGUAUCCACAGGUACAAGAAAACAGCAACUCCCACGUGAGGAUGUUGCCCAAGGGUUGUUCACCAAGGGGAGGACCUAAUGGUGAGUGUUGGAAAAAACUAUAGCAGUAGGCCUGGGAGGGAGGGUGGGUGCGAUUCGAGUAACAUGUUUUAAGCCAUGUUUGUUCUAAGCCAAGUGAGAGUUGAUUGAGACAAGUCGUUUUUCCAAGGGUCACACAAAGCAAUGGAGCAGUGACCACACACCCCUUGGGCUGCACCGCAACCUCUCAACGGCUGCGCCCACUGUACGAUCCUCCCCUACCCUCCCACCUCACACACGGUGGUGGCACAGAAGCCUCCUCGCACUUCUGUGUGUGAGAGGAGUGCUGCGCAGGAGAUGUGAAAGGGAUACCUUCACUCACAGCCAUCCAUGCCUUGGAAAGGAAGAAGCAGCCUCAGUCAUUCCAACCCAGACCACAGUGACACAUGGUGCAUCACACAGGCAGGGUGAGUGCUGUUAACGAGCACCUCUGAAAGCCAACAGAAGGCUAGCACCACUACGCCCGGCUACCUUUGUCUCCCCGCUGGUGAUGUGAAUGUACCGCAAGGUACCCAUUUACGGCCGAGUCAACCUAGGAGGCCAAAGUUCAGUUUAUAUAUUUGGCACUUCAUGUUGGCCGUGAACCCCUGGUUGGCGGGUUCGUAGUGUAUUGCGCUAACCACGACCCACUCAUGUGGGUACUGUGUAUGCUCACUUGCACACACAAUCCCACAUGUACACACAACACUUGCUUGCAAAUGAAACGCUUGACCUGACACUCAUCCCCUCACGAACCUUGGAAAUGCUGCUUUUCUUGUGUAUCUGCCGUAUACAGACCUAAUUAUUUAGUCAUUUGGCAUUGGCAGUGAAGUACAAGAAAAAUAACAAUAAUUCACUGCAUUCCUCAAUAAUACUUGUAGCCUUAAAAAGGAAGCUCUAGAAAUAUUUAAGUCAUAUUUCAGGCAAUCGCCUUCCUGCUGUUUGCUAUAAAGGGACCAUUGCCCGAAAUGAUGCCUGGUAUAUUUUUGGAGGAAUGUGACUCUUUAAAGACUCCGCUGUGCACCCAAUUCGCCGCCUCACUCUGUCCAGGCAGACAGGGCGGGGGGGCUCACUUCUGCCCAUCGUGAUGUUGGGGAAUUCAAGUCACCAUGGCUACAGUAUCCUAGCUGUCGUUGACAUUUCGCGGUGUUUUAACUUGCUACUCGGUGUGUGUAAUGUCAUGAUACAUACGCUGAUGUGACUUCCUAUUCUUCAAGCUCCUCUGUGGGUCAUUCUUGUAAAACAGCUGAUGGUUGAAUGUUUAACCCACGAUAACAAAUAAAAUCAAUCAAAUUGUUCGUCAUAAGCAUUCAUAUUCCCAGCUCACUGUGUGUAUCGUCACUUCGCACCUCUUGCCUUUGACAUUCCUCCUCAGCCACUGGUGUAACCAUCAACAAGGUCGAUGCACACUUGAUGAAUGUAAAAUUG